UCAUCCGGGCUGCUUGCCGAAGCGGAGGUGGAUUCCACACCACAGAGCCUCUGAAGCGGGUCCCAGCUUCGACAUACAGGACGUGUGUAUUCUAUGCAUCCCAUGCACUGGCAUGUGUCGUGCUCCGACGAGGAGGGCAGCUUCCGCCUGUAUUUGCAAAGUGGCUCUUCGGUGCCUGGUCCUGUAGGAGAGCCUGCCAGAAAGUACUGCGACCUUUGCCCUCUAGCAGCUCAGCCAGUAAAAAGCAGUCUCACCUGUCCAGCCCCAUUGCAGCCUGGUUAAGUGGCCUGUCUUUGGGAGAUCCGGCGCCUGAACACAGGUCCCCAUCCCACCUCCGCCAGCCCUCCGACACCUCCGAGACAGCAGGCCUUGUUCAGCGCUGUGUCAUCAUCCAGAAGGACCAGCAUGGCUUUGGCUUCACGGUCAGUGGGGACCGUAUCGUUCUGGUGCAGUCUGUGCGGCCUGGCUUGUCUUCCUGUCUGAGGGUGACGCUCCGAAAAGAUGCUUCUAUUCUCCGCUUCCCUCAUUCUCUCUGUCCCUGGACUGGGGAGACGGCGCUGGUAGGAGCACGGCUGCCGUCUUUGCCUCUGCGGUCGCCUCGGGUGCAGCUCGCACAGCCCGGAGUCCUGAGCACGGUCAGACCCGAGAUCAGACAGCAGAAAGGUGGCUCGCUGGUGCAACCUGAGUUUGGAAAGGGAGGGGCAGCCAUGAGAGCUGGUGUCAAAGAGGGCGACCGGAUCAUCAAAGUCAAUGGCACCAUGGUGACCAACAGCUCACACCUGGAGGUGGUGAAGCUUAUCAAAUCUGGCGCCUACGUCGCACUGACCCUCCUGGGCUCUUCCCCCUCGUCCGUCGGUGUCUCUGGGCUGCAGCAGGACCCUGCCCCCACCGGAGCCCCCCGAGUAGCACCUGUGGUCCCACCGCCGCCUCCGCCCCCGCCUCUGCCCCCCCCGCAGCGCAUCACGGGGCCCAAACCACUGCAGGAUCCCGAAUUCCAAAAACAUGCCACCCAGAUCCUUCGCAAUAUGCUGAGGCAGGAGGAAAAGGAGUUACAGCGUAUCUGUGAGGUAUACAGCCGGAAUCCCGCCAGCCUGCUGGAGGAGCAGAUCGAAGGUGCCCGGAGGCGUGUCACUCAGCUCCAGCUGAAGAUCCAGCAGGAGACGGGUGGCUUUGUGGACAUACCCCCCCUAUAUGGUGACACCAGCCAGAGAGCAUCAGAAGGCCAGCUCUCUCUGGACUGCCAGGAGGGGGACAGUGGCUUGGACGCUGGGACGGAGCACUUCCCCUCCCUCAGUGAGGCGCUGAUGAAUCGGAACUCGGCACUGUCAGACCCUGGGCUGGACAGUCCCCGAACCUCACCUGUGAUCAUGGCCAGGCUGGCCCAGCACCACCGGCGGCAGGGCUCAGACGCACCAGGGCCUGGCCCCAGCGAGCAGAGCGCAGACCAGAGCCCGAAGCCUUUAAUUAUUGGCCCAGAGGAAGAUUAUGACCCGGGUUAUUUCAACAACGAGAGCGACAUCAUCUUCCAGGACCUUGAGAAGCUGAAGGCACGGCCCGCUCACCUGGGCGUUUUCCUGCGGUACAUCUUCUCUCAGGCCGACCCCAGUCCGCUGCUUUUUUACCUGUGUGCAGAAGUUUACCAGCAGACAAACCCCAAGGAUUCCCGAAGCUUAGGAAAAGACAUCUGGAAUAUUUUCUUAGAGAAAAAUGCGCCGCUGAGAGUGAAAGUCCCGGAGGUGUUGCAGGCUGAAAUUGACUUGCGUCUGCGCGGCAGUGAGGACGUCCGCGCCGCACUCCGGGAAGCACAGGAGGCGGCCAUGCCCGAGAUCCAGGAGCAGAUCCAGGACUACAGAACAAAGCGCACCCUGGGGCUGGGUAGUCUGUACGGUGAGAAUGACCUGCUGGACCUGGAUGGGGACCCUGUCCGAGAACGCCAAGUGGCCGAGAAGCAGCUAGCCGCCCUGGCAGACAUUCUGUCCAAGUACGAGGAGGACAGGAGUGCCCCCAUGGAUUUCGCUCUCAAUACCUAUAUGGGCUACGCCGGGCUCCGUCUCCGAGAGGCACGGCCUUCCGGCACAGCUGAAAAGGCCCAGGCAGCUCCUGACAAGGACAAGUGGCUGCCCUUCUUCCCAAAGACCAAGAAGAGCAGCAAUUCCAAAAAAGACAAGGAUGCCUUGGAGGACAAGAGGCGAAACCCUAUCCUCAAGUACAUCGGGAAGCCCAAAAGCUCUUCGCAGAGCACAUUUCAUAUUCCCUUGUCCCCUGUGGAAGUCAAACCAGGCAACGUGAGGAACAUCAUUCAGCACUUUGAGAACAACCAGCCGUAUGACGCCCCGGAGCCUGGGACGCAGCGGCUCUCCACAGGAAGCUUCCCUGAGGACCUGCUGGAGAGCGACAGCUCACGCUCAGAGAUCCGCCUGGGCCGCUCUGAGAGCCUGAAGGGCCGGGAGGAGCUGAAGCGGUCCCGGAAGGCAGAGAACGUGCCCCGCUCUCGCAGUGACGUGGAUAUGGACGCGGCCGCAGAGGCUGCCCGCCUCCACCAGUCAGCCUCGUCCUCUGCCUCCAGCCUCUCCACCAGGUCUCUGGAGAACCCAACCCCUCCCUUCACCCCCAAAAUGGGCCGCAGGAGCAUCGAGUCCCCCAGCCUGGGGUUCUGCACAGACGCCCUCCUCCCCCACCUCCUAGAGGACGAUCUGGGCCAGCUCUCGGACCUGGAGCCAGAGCCGGAUGCCCAGAACUGGCAGCACACGGUGGGCAAGGACGUGGUGGCCGGGCUAAGCCAGAGGGAGAUUGACCGGCAGGAGGUCAUCAAUGAGCUGUUUGUGACGGAAGCCUCCCAUCUGCGCACGCUCCGGGUCCUGGACCUGAUCUUCUACCAGCGGAUGAAGAAGGAGAACCUGAUGCCCCGGGAGGAGCUGGCCCGGCUCUUCCCCAACCUGCCCGAGCUCAUGAUCCAUAAUUCCUGGUGCGAGGCCAUGAGGAGGCUCCGAGAGGAGGGCCCCAUUAUCAGAGACAUCGGUGACGUCAUGCUGGCUCGGUUUGACGGCCCCGGCCGGGAGGAGCUCCAGCAGGUGGCUGCCCAGUUCUGCUCCUAUCAGUCCAUCGCCCUGGGGCUCAUCAAGACCAAGCAGCGCAAGGAGAGCCGCUUCCAGCUCUUCAUGCAGGAGGCCGAGAGUCACCCCCGGUGCCGGCGGCUGCAGUUCAGGGACCUCAUCGUGUCCGAGAUGCAACGGCUCACCAAGUACCCGCUGCUGCUGGAGAGCGUCCUCAAGCACACGGAGGGUGGCACCGCCGAGCAUGAGAAGCUCUGCCGGGCGCGGGACCAGUGCCGGGAAAUCCUCAAGUAUGUGAACGAGGCGGUGAAGCAGACGGAGAACCGGCACCGACUGGAGGGCUACCAGAAACGCCUGGACACCACGUCCCUGGAGAGGGCCAGCAACCCCCUGGCAGCAGAGUUCAAGAGCCUGGAUCUUACAGCCAGAAGGAUGGUCCAUGAGGGGCCCCUGACCUGGAGAAUCAGCAAGGAUAAGAGCUUGGACCUGCACGUGCUGCUGCUGGAGGAUCUCCUGGUGCUGCUGCAGAAGCAGGAUGAGAAGCUGCUGCUCAAGUGUCACAGCAAGACGGCCGCAGGCUCCGCGGACAGCAAGCAGACCUUCAGCCCUGUCCUCAAGCUCAACGCCGUGCUCAUCCGCUCCGUGGCCACAGACAAACGAGCCUUCUUCAUCAUCUGCACCUCGGAGCUGGGCCCCCCCCAGAUCUAUGAGCUGGUGGCACUGACGUCGUCAGACAAGAACACGUGGAUGGAGCUCUUGGAGGAGGCCGUGCGGAACGCCACCCGGCGCCCGGGAGCUGCCCCUGCACUCGCCCAUCCCCCGCCCCUGGGCGCCCGGGAGCCAGCGCAGCAGAGCCCCACCCCCAGCAGGGUCCGGCUGGAUGGCUCAGAAGUGUUCCACAGUGAACCAGAGCCCGGGGAGCUGCCCGGAGGCACUGGGCCCCAGCAGAGGGUUGAGGGGAAGCACGCGGGCCUCCUAGACGAUCCCGAGCAGGAAGGCAGCUUCGAGGGGGAGCUGGGUGCCCUGCCUCACCCCUCCGCAUCCCUGGAUGGAGAGAACAGGGGAGGCCGGACGAGAGACCCCAUCCUCCUCCCCCUCCCCGGUCCUCUGUUCAUGGAAGGGCUCGCUGACUCAGCCCUGGAAGACGUGGAGAGCCUGCGGCACCUGAUUCUGUGCGGCCUGCUGCCCGGUCGCCGCCCCGAAGCGCAGCCCGCCGGGGAGCCCGACGACGGCCUGACGCCUGCGCCUUCUCUCGGGAGCAGCAGCCGGCGCCCCGGGGACCCAAGCGCCCCAGGGCACGGCCCCCCCGGGGGUGAAGGGCUAGAGCAGGAGGACGUGGCUCUCCGUUCUCUGGAACAGCUGCCCCCACGGGCCAGGAAUUCCGGGAUCUGGGAGUCUCCCGAGCUGGACAGGAACCGAGAGGAAGAGGCUUUAAGCACCGAGGCGUCAGGAAGUUACAAAGUCGUGAGAAAAGGUAACGUACGUCGGGACAUCCGCGUGGAGACGAGUCUUCCAGAUGGCUCUUUACCCCGGAAGCCACGUGGGCAGGGGCUCGCGCGGGGUCCUGGCAGGAGUCGCUGGUGCCUCACAGAUUGGGGUCGGACAGCCGAGCUUCAGAGCCCGUCCCCUAACGUCUGCAUGACCCUUAACAAAAUGCUGCGCCCCCCUCCGAACGUGACCAUAGCACGAGGACGUCCGCACUGCCUGGCACAAGCCAGCUGUCCAUGAGCGCUUCCGCUCGGAGUCCUCAGGAAACCAUGUGGCUCUCCUCACACCUGAUGCGGGCCGAUGCUCACGGCCUCACCGAGGGCCCUCGCGGCACGGGGGUGCGUGGCGAGCCGACGUGGCGGGGGAGAGCACCCUGGCUUCGGGAGGCCAUGGGCAGUGUCAAGCCCGAAGAGCAAAGAGCAGCUAGGAUGGGGUUUCAGGAUGGCUUUGGGCAGAGCCGUGAGCCUGAGGGACGGACGUCCCCGGAGCAGUGGGAGGAGGCCUGCAGGAUGGAGUGAAGCGUGAAGCAGGUGCUCCGGCCCGGGGUGGGGUCCGUCCUUCGCUGCACUUCUCACCCUGUCUGCCCGAGGUCUGCCCCCUCUCCUGGUUUCUGGGACUGACCUUCCUUCUCUGCCCCUCGGUGAACUGGUGGAUGGCUUCUCUGCAGCCCCCUGGGCAUCUUCACUGCAAUCUGUGUUCACUUUGUUGUCCCUUCUUUUUCUCCCCCUGCUGCCUUUGCCCUCCUUCCUGCGCCCCCUCCCCUUCCUGCUCCCCCUCUCCUCCUCUGCCCCCCUUCCUUGCUCUCCUCCCCUUCGGUGCUCC
Messenger RNA from Ailuropoda melanoleuca (giant panda), 5363 nucleotides. It is a transcript of the gene ARHGEF11, whose product is annotated as Rho guanine nucleotide exchange factor 11. Gene Ontology annotation, biological process: Rho protein signal transduction; G protein-coupled receptor signaling pathway. Gene Ontology annotation, cellular component: cytoplasm. The record is from RefSeq and is a predicted model, not a curated record. Gene Ontology annotation, molecular function: guanyl-nucleotide exchange factor activity; G protein-coupled receptor binding. NCBI's taxonomy places the organism in Eukaryota, Metazoa, Chordata, Mammalia, Carnivora, Ursidae.